Eurytemora carolleeae is the source of this 2214-nucleotide messenger RNA. Its product is annotated as succinyl-CoA:3-ketoacid coenzyme A transferase 1, mitochondrial. Lineage: Eukaryota; Metazoa; Arthropoda; Copepoda; Calanoida; Temoridae. Gene Ontology annotation, cellular component: mitochondrion. Gene Ontology annotation, molecular function: succinyl-CoA:3-oxo-acid CoA-transferase activity. The record is from RefSeq and is a predicted model, not a curated record. The transcript has 7 exons. Bases 8 to 1579 code for a protein of 523 amino acids. Gene Ontology annotation, biological process: ketone body catabolic process.
GUGUCAAAUGAUAUUCCAGCUAAUCAGGAUGAAAUUACAUUUUAAUCAUUUAUUACUUCGCGCACUUACAUUUCGUUCAUCGACUCAUGGUUUCCCAGACAAAUCAUUGUUCUCCACUGGAGUCUCAGUCCAUGCUCCUGUAUUCUAUAAGAGCUCAGUGGAGGCCAUCAAGGAUAUUCCUAGCGGAUCCAAACUAUUGGUCGGAGGAUUUGGAUUAUGUGGAGUUCCCGACAACCUCCUAGCUGGGCUGGUCAGGACAGGAGUGAGUAACCUUACUGUGGUGAGUGACUCUGCAGGAACUGAUGAACAUGGAUUAGGUCAGCUGGUGAAGACCAGGCAGAUCAAGAGGAUCCUCGCCUCGUUCAUCGGAAACAACAAGGAGUUCGAGAGACAAUAUUUACAGGGUGAGAUUGAAGUAGAAUUCACUCCCCAAGGCACGCUAGCGGAGAGAAUAAGGGCGGGAGGGGCGGGGAUCCCCGCCUUCUAUACAAGCACAGGGGUAGGAACUAUGGUACAUAAAGGUGGAUCUCCCAUCAAGUACAACACAAACGGUACAGUGUGUACACAAUCACAGGAAAAGGAGCAUCGAGAAUUUAAUAAGAGGACAUUUUUACUAGAGGAGGCCAUUAUUGGUGACUUUGCACUGGUUAAAGCUAAAAUGGCGGAUAAAGCUGGAAAUCUUGUGUUUAGUAAAACAGCAAGGAAUUUCAAUCCUCCGAUGUGCAAAGCUGCCAAAAUCACGAUAGCUGAAGUUGAGGAAUUAGUUGAGAUUGGUGAGAUACCUCCAGAUCGGGUUCAUGUACCGGCUAUCUAUGUACAACGGGUUGUACAAGGAGAGAAACUAAUAAAAAAUAUAGAGUUCUCAACCAGUACUGAAAAUGCUUCAAAUAAAACAAACACUGAUGCAAAAACUGCCACGGAACAUUCCAAGGAGAUCAUUGCUCGUCGGACUGCAUGCGAGUUCAAGAACGGCAUGUACGCAAACUUAGGGAUAGGAAUUCCAACUCUAGCUGUUGAUUUUAUUCCUAAGAAUAUCUCUGUAUUCCUACAAUCUGAGAACGGACUUCUUGGAAUGGGACCUGAACCAGCUGCAGCUGACGUGGACGCGGAUCUGAUAAAUGCAGGAAAAAAAGCAAUUUCAUGUAUUCCAGGUUCAAGUUUCUUCUCUAGUGAUGAGAGCUUUGCAAUGAUACGCGGAGGGCAUAUAGAUCUAACUGUACUUGGAGGAAUGCAGGUGUCAGAAAAUGGUGAUCUGGCGAACUGGAUGGUUCCAGGAAGAAAAGUGAGGGGAAUGGGAGGAGCGAUGGAUCUAGUUUCUGCUCCAGCAACUAGAGUUAUUGUUACAAUGCUUCACAAUGAGAAGGAUGGGUCUCCGAAGAUACUGGAGAUGUGUACUCUACCUUUGACUGGAGAACACUGUGUGGACUUGAUCAUAACAGAGUUAGCAGUUUUCAAACUUGAUUCUCAAGGUCUAACAUUAGUUGAGCUGUGCGAAGAUGUAGAUCUAGAAAGAGUGCGUUCAUCUACAGGAGCAAAAUUUCAGGUCGCUUCAGACCUCAAACCUAUGGAACAAGCUUAAAACCAAUGGAUCAAGCUUGAAACCAAUGGAACAAGCUUGAAACCAAUGGAUCAAGCUUGAAACCAAUGGAUCAAGCUUGAAACCUAUGGCACAAGCUCGAAACCUAUGGAACAAGCUUGAAACCCAUGGAACAAGCUUGAAACCCAUGACACAACUUUGAAACCUAUGGAACAAGCUUGAAACCCAUGGCACAAGCUUGAAACCUAUGGACCAAGCUUGAAACCUAUGGCACAAGCUUGAAAUCCAUGGAACAAGCUUGAAACCCAUGACACAAGUUUGAAACCUAUGGCACAAGCUUGAAACCUAUGGAACAAGCUUGAAACCCAUGGCACAAGCUUGAAACCCAUGGAACAAGCUUGAAACCCAUGACACAAGUUUGAAACCUAUGGAACAAGCUCGAAACCUAUGGCACAAGCUUGAAACCUAUGGCACAAGCUUGAAACCUAUGGCACAAGCUUGAAACCUAUGGCACAAGCUUAAAACCAAUAAGUCUACAACAAAAACCAAAAAGUGCCAUGUUUCUGUUAACAAUGUUUUCCCAGAGACUCGUAAAGCCUGGUAAAAUUCAUAUUGAAUGUAAAUUACUUAAACUUUAAUCUGAUAACUUUUAUCAAAAAAUUAACUUAGAAAUUGUU